Messenger RNA from Dunckerocampus dactyliophorus (ringed pipefish), 1107 nucleotides. It is a transcript of the gene rpl7l1, whose product is annotated as ribosomal protein L7-like 1. Gene Ontology annotation, cellular component: cytosolic large ribosomal subunit. Gene Ontology annotation, biological process: maturation of LSU-rRNA from tricistronic rRNA transcript (SSU-rRNA, 5.8S rRNA, LSU-rRNA). The record is from RefSeq and is a predicted model, not a curated record. Gene Ontology annotation, molecular function: structural constituent of ribosome; RNA binding. Bases 112 to 855 code for a protein of 247 amino acids. The transcript has 6 exons. NCBI's taxonomy places the organism in Eukaryota, Metazoa, Chordata, Actinopteri, Syngnathiformes, Syngnathidae.
CGAUACGCUAGAUAGCGCCAAAGUACUUGUUUUGCGACCUGCGGAUUCACGCGAAGAAGAAAACAAGUCGAAGAAGAAUAGCGCCGACUUCCGCCCGACCAGAAGUCAACCAUGGCAGAAGAAGAACCCAAAAAAGUCAUCAAGUUAGUACCCGAGUAUCUCCUGAAAAAGAGGAAAGCAUACCAGGCCAUUAAAGCGACACAAGCCAAGCUUGCACUACAAGAAAAGAGAAAGGUCUGUAAAGGCAAACCCAUAAAGUUCAAGCGACUGGAAGACUUCUUGAAGGACAGCCACAGGAAACGUCGUGAUGAAAAUCGGUUAUGGCGCCUUCGUCACAAGGCACCCGACCCACUACCUCCUGCAAAACACAAAUUAGCCUUUGCUGUUCGUAUUAGAGAAAUUAAAGGUGUCAGUUCCAAAGUGAUGAAGGUGAUCCAAAUGCUGAGGCUCAGGAAAAUCUUCAGUGGAACCUUUGUCAAAAUCUGCAAAACCUCUCUCAACAUGUUGAAGAUAGUUGAGCCCUAUGUGGCCUGGGGAUACCCAAACCUCAAGUCUGUUCGGGAGCUCAUUCUGAAGCGGGGACAGACCAAGGUUGGCAAGAAGGCGGUUCCUCUAACAGAUAACACCUUCAUUGAACAACACAUGGGCAAACACGGCAUCAUCUGUUUGGAGGACUUGAUACAUGAGAUCUACUCAGUUGGACGGGCCUUCCGGGAAUCCAACAAUUUCCUGAUGCCUUUCAGGCUGUCAGUGGCCCGUCACGCUGCCAAAGACAAGGCUGGGCUCCUCAAGGACCUGGGAAACCCUGGAUUUCGUGGCACGGACAUUAACACCAUCAUCAGGCAACAGAACUGAGGAAAAAUACACAAGAGGAUGUUGAACAUCAACUUAAAAAUGAGGCCUUACUCAUCUACUCAAGUCAAUGCCCCCCCCAUUCAUUCAUGGUUGAAACUACAUCUUACUGGCCUUCACAGACUAGACUUUGAGGUGAUGUUCAUAAAUGCUAUGUGAAAAGACAUUGAGCGUAAUUUUGUUGGGUGGUUGUACAUCCAAGUGGUCCAUCAUCAGGACAGUUUCCUCAGCAUAUUUAAACGUAGAUGAAUGAGA